This is a messenger RNA of Rosa chinensis, 664 nucleotides long. RefSeq names its product DNA-directed RNA polymerases I and III subunit RPAC2. Gene Ontology annotation, molecular function: DNA-directed RNA polymerase activity; protein dimerization activity. Bases 149 to 472 code for a protein of 107 amino acids. The record is from RefSeq and is a predicted model, not a curated record. Gene Ontology annotation, cellular component: RNA polymerase III complex; RNA polymerase I complex. Gene Ontology annotation, biological process: DNA-templated transcription. NCBI's taxonomy places the organism in Eukaryota, Viridiplantae, Streptophyta, Magnoliopsida, Rosales, Rosaceae. The transcript has 4 exons.
CUCCAGUUUAAAAACCAGGAAACAAAAACGCAGAGGAAUCCCAAGCCCUUCUUCGCACUCCUCCCGCGUCAAGUUUCGAGUCUUCAUCGCCUGGAGUAAUACCUCUCAGUCUCUCACCGUCCCACGAUUCAGCAAGUUCUGUGAAGAAAUGGAACUUGGGACACUUUCUGAUCCCAGCCAAUCCACAUUCUCUUUGGUUGAUGAGGACCACACAUUUGCAAAUGCUAUCAGAUUUACUUUGAAUCAGGAUCCAAGGACGAAAUUCUGUGGGUACAGCAUUCCUCAUCCAUCAGAUAACCGGGUUAAUAUUAGAAUCCAGACUACAGGUGAUCCAGCGAAAGAUGUAUUCAAAGAUGCAUGUCAGGAUCUCAUGGUGAUGUGCCAGCAUGUGAGCAACACUUUUGACAAGGCUGUGGUUGAUUUCAAAAUGAGCAAGUCUGUGAAUGGCAUGGAUAUUGAAUCAAAUAGUUAAAUUGCUCAUGUGAGAUUCUUGUUUAUCUGUUUACUUUUGAUCACAAAUGUAGCUUACGGUGGAUGCAUAAUAUGAACUUACUGGUUUGAUUAUCAGCUUCAUGUAUCUGUGUUGGCGGUUGGAGUGAAAUUAUUUCAGUUACUUGGUUAUGCUGAUGGAAAAAGACAAUUAGGUUUUUCCUCUCUUUUGCUA